Molecule: messenger RNA, 2380 nt
Organism: Protomyces lactucae-debilis
Lineage: Eukaryota; Fungi; Ascomycota; Taphrinomycetes; Taphrinales; Protomycetaceae
Product: zinc metalloendopeptidase
Exons: 1
Coding region: 153-2333 (726 amino acids)
Biological process (GO): proteolysis; peptide metabolic process
Cellular component (GO): mitochondrial intermembrane space
Molecular function (GO): metalloendopeptidase activity
Source: RefSeq, a predicted model, not a curated record
CUUGCCCAUUCUUCAUGCCUAGACUCAUCGACUAGCAGUCAUGCGCUCCUAGCAGGCUUCUAUCAUACGAGUACUUCUCAAUAUCGGUUCUGUACUUAGACUUUUCUGUUGACAGUCGCUCGAAAGGGUGUUCUUGUCUUUGAUCUACCGACAUGUCGACGGUUUCUUUUCACCGCCGUCUUCUGGCAGCAUUCAGUGUUUCGCUUCUUUUUGCCAUCAUCUUCUCUGUCAGAUAUUUGAGUAUUGACUCUAUCUUGCCAGCUCAGCUCAGCGGCUCGUCAAUAUGGAAGACUAAGGGCACAUCGAUCGAUGUUGCACCUGUUACAACAGCGCCUUCGCUGUUCAGUACCCCUCCUCAAGCACCCAUCAACUUUAGCUUAUCAGCUGAACAAAUUCACAGUGCUGCCGAGAAGCUCAUCAGAGAGGCACAAGCAGCACACGACGAGAUCGCUUCGUCCAAAGUGGCCGACUUUUCGAAAGUCGUCAAACCACUGGCGGAAGUCCAAAGCGAUUUUUUGCGUAAUGGACAUCUGACAUUCCUGUACACCGUUUCAGCGGAUGAAUCUGUUCGUAAUGCGUCUACACAAGCAGAGCAAGACAUCAUGGACUGGAUGGCGGAUGCUGAAAUGCGUGAAGACCAUUUCCAUCUUGUGCAACAAGUAGUCGAUGCUGGCUUACAAGACCUUGAUGAAGAAGAUGCACGACUUGCUACAUUCAUGGUUCGCGACGGACACGCGCGUGGAUUAUCAUUGAAUGUCACACUACGCAACCGUCUCAUUCAGAUCGAGAAGGAGUCAGUCACGGUUCAGCUAGCGUUCGAGAGAGCCCUUGCGAACAAUGAUGAUGCACUUUGGUUCACGGACCUCGAAUUGGAUGGCGUACCGCGUGAUCUGGUAGAGUCUUGGCAGUCUAAUGCCGAUGGGAAACAUAAAAUGACCUUCGCCUACCCACACUAUUUCCCAGUCAUGAGCUACUGUCGGAAUGCAACCACGCGGAAAGCUGCUGCGAGAACAUACCAGUCGCGUUGUCCAAACAAUACUGAUUUGCUCAUCGAAAUGCUCGCUUUGCGGCGAGAAGCAAGCGACAUACUUGGGUUCAGCAACACUGCCGAUCACCUGCUCCAAGACAGUAUGGCAAAAGAUAGCCCGCGCGUGUUGGACUUUUUGAACACCCUCAAGACAGCAAUCGCCUCGUCUCGCGACAAGGAUCUGGAACAGUUGGGCAAAGUAAAGACUGACGCUGGUGGCCAGCUUCCUCUGUAUGUAUGGGACACCAGCUUCUACGACAACACUCUUCUCGAACAACAAUAUCACGUAGACGCGGAAAAGGUCGCCGAGUACUUUGAACUCACCAACACUAUGAGGGGUAUGCUCAAUAUGUACGAAAAGCUCUUCUCGUUGCAUUUUGUCUUGCUCGACGAGACGAGCAACCUUUGGCAUGCUGAUGUACAGCAAUAUGCUGUGUGGCGACUCGACACUGGCGACUUUGUUGGUUACAUAUAUUUCGACUUGCAUCCAAGGGAGAACAAGUUCAAGCACGCUGCUUCCUUUUCAAUCUCACCUGGAUUCCUUGAAAGGAACGGAUCCCGACAUUACCCCAGCAAUGCUAUUGUCUGCAAUUUCUCCGAGCCCAAAGAUGGCAAGCCGUCCUUGUUGAAGCACUCGGAAGUCGAGACACUUUUCCAUGAGCUUGGCCACGGAAUACACGCCCUGGUUGGCAAGACAAAGUAUGCUCGAUUCCAUGCGCACACAGCAUCAGACUUCAUGGAGACGCCCUCCACCAUGCUAGAGUAUUGGGUCUGGCAUCCGGAAGUGCUCAAGCACCUCUCUAGCCACUACCUGACGGACGAACCAAUGCCAGACAGCCUGAUGAAAGAUCUCAUCAGGACGAAGCACGUCUUGUCCAGCAUUUCGAAUGCACGCCAGAUUGGGCUUGCGACCUUUGAUAUGCGCAUUCACACGGCAGCCGAGCCAUUCACCAAAGAUCAGCUCACGACGCUGUACAAUGAAUGUCUGACUGAUGCAGAUGGUAUCCUGCGUCGUGACCAGUCAGCAGGAGAUGUAUAUACACCCGGCCAAGGCUCCUUUGGUCACAUCAUGGCAGGGUACGCAGCCGGAUACUACUCGUAUCACUGGUCGCGUGUCUUUGCAGCCGAUUUGUACUAUGGUGCUGGAUUCAAUGAGCGUCCUCUUGAUCCAGAACUGGGCGCUCGCUACCGGGAUGAGAUUUUGGCGCCAGGUGGUUCAAGAGAUGAGGAAGUCAUGAUGGAGCGGUUUCUCGGCAGAAAGCCAAAUAAUGCCGCCUUUUUAGCAGAGUUGACAGAUGUACAGUGAGAGGUAGGGAUAGAAUUGUUCAUUAAGAAAAGUGCUAAAGAUAUGCC